This is a messenger RNA of Symbiodinium necroappetens, 402 nucleotides long. NCBI's taxonomy places the organism in Eukaryota, Dinophyceae, Suessiales, Symbiodiniaceae. The record is from the annotation of a GenBank genome assembly.
GACAAAUCCUUGCACAAGUGCAACGCCUGGAGAAUCAGCUGCAAGAUCAGACUGUGGAGCACGGGGGCGAACUUGCCAACCUCGCAGCGACGCUACAUAACCUGGGCUAUGCAAAGAUACAGGAGGGAGAAGCUGAAGGCGCCAGGCAGGCCUUGGACUACUUGCAUCAGAGCUUGCAGAUGAAGCGCUGCCUGCAUCAAGGUGCGGACCAUCUGAGCAUUGCUAGAACGUUGCAUGAGCUUGGCCGCGCGAGCAGUAUUCUUGAAAAUCGAGAAGAAGCCCAACGGUACUUUCUCGAGUCUUUGCACAUGAGCCGGUGUUUGGAGGAGGCGCUGCAUGUGGCAGAAAGCCUGUGGCCUGGUUACAUGGACGACUGCUCGGACACAUCGGACACGGACGGAA